CCCACGCCCGAAAUCCCCGCCUCCCUCCUCCCCUCCCAAAUUCGCCGAACGCCUCCCCGCCCCAAUGGCAAGCUUCAACCCCACCGGCGCCGCAAACCAGAACCCCAACAAUUCCUUCGAGGUGGCUCCGGCGCCCGGAGACUCGGUGUCCAGCCUCAGCUUCAGCCCCAAGGCGAACCACCUCGUCGCCACCUCCUGGGACAAUCAGGUUCGGUGCUGGGAGGUCCUGCCUGGUGGCGGAUGCCAAGCGAAGGCCUCGAUUUCGCACGAUCAGCCGGUGCUGUGCUCGGCGUGGAAGGAUGAUGGGAUGACUGUUUUCUCGGGAGGUUGUGAUAAGCAGGUUAAGAUGUGGCCUUUGCUAUCUGGUGGGCAGCCCACGGACUUCAAAGGGCAUGAGGCACCUGUCAAAGAACUCGCUUGGGUACCACAGAUGAAUCUUCUUGUCAGUGGGAGCUGGGACAAGACCUUGAGGUACUGGGACAUCAGGCAACCUCAACCAGUGCAUGUUCAGCAACUUCCUGAGCGCUGCUAUGCUCUAUCACUUUGUUAUCCUCUCAUGGUGGUUGGCACUGCUGAUCGUAACAUAAUAGUCUUCAAUCUGCAGAAUCCACAGGCUGAAUUCAAGAGGAUCAUAUCACCUUUGAAGCUCCAGACAAGGUGUCUUGCUGCAUUUCCUGAUCAACAAGGUUUUUUGGUUGGAUCUAUAGAAGGACGAGUCGGUGUUCAUCAUGUGGAUGACUCUCAGCAAAGCAAAAACUUUACAUUCAAAUGUCACCGUGAUGGCAAUGACAUAUACUCUGUUAACUCAUUGAACUUCCAUCCUGUGCACGGUACAUUUGCUACUGCAGGCUCUGAUGGAGGUUUCAACUUUUGGGACAAGGACAGUAAGCAAAGGCUGAAGGCUUUUAGUAAGCGUGCAGCACCCAUCACAUGCAGUACAUUCAAUCAGGACGGCUCUAUAUUUGCUUAUGCGGUAUGCUAUGAUUGGAGCAAGGGCGCUGAGAAGCAUAAUCCUUCUACUUCAAAGACAAAUAUCUUUCUACAUAGUGUACAGGAAUCUGAUGUGAAAGGAAAGCCCCGCGCUGGAAAGAAGUAGGUGUGAUGAAAAGUUGAAGAUUGGUGCUCGUAGACUGAUAGCAAAUCAGCUCACCGCUGCUAAUAACAGGGCAUUUGAUUUUUUAUCACCCUGUUAUUCGGUAGAGUGACAAAUUUACCACUAAGCUCAUCGUCAUAGACUUAGAGGACUCAUUUAUCAUUUUUAGCGAGAAAUUGCUAUUCCAGUAGAGUGGCCAAACAUUAAAUAGUCUGUCGUGAGUGGUCUGCUCCUGAUUGUUAGGGUAUUUCUUCAUCCAUGAACUGUCAGCAUAUCCAUUGUCGCAACAAUUGCAUUUGCCACAUGUCAAUGGCUGGAAGAAAUUGCUGCGAUAGUGUAACCAUGGAUCGUAUAACCAGAUUACUAAAUUAACCGAUCCGGGCUCACCGAUUACCGGUGUUUUUCCCCUA
Messenger RNA from Phragmites australis (common reed), 1503 nucleotides. RefSeq names its product protein RAE1-like. NCBI's taxonomy places the organism in Eukaryota, Viridiplantae, Streptophyta, Magnoliopsida, Poales, Poaceae. Gene Ontology annotation, cellular component: nuclear pore. The transcript has 11 exons. Gene Ontology annotation, biological process: RNA export from nucleus; transcription-dependent tethering of RNA polymerase II gene DNA at nuclear periphery. Gene Ontology annotation, molecular function: ubiquitin binding; RNA binding. The coding region runs from base 65 to 1096 and encodes 343 amino acids. The record is from RefSeq and is a predicted model, not a curated record.